CCUCGAGUACCCCGGGCCGCUGGCGCUUGCCGUUGCCCGCCCCUGUCGGCCCCUCCCAGGAGUGUGUAGAGCGCGUGUGCAGAGGCGUGCGGAGCCAGCGCGGCGAGGACCAUGUUGCUUCCGAACAUCCUGCUCACCGGUACACCAGGGGUUGGAAAAACCACAUUAGGCAAAGAACUCGCAUCAAGAUCAGGACUGAAAUACGUUAAUGUGGGUGAUUUAGCUCGAGAAGGGCAGUUAUAUGAUGGCUAUGAUGAAGAGUAUGACUGUCCCAUUUUAGAUGAAGAUAGAGUAGUUGAUGAACUAGAAAGCCAAAUGAGUGAAGGUGGAGUUAUUGUUGAUUACCAUGGUUGUGAUUUCUUCCCUGAACGCUGGUUUCAUAUAGUAUUUGUCCUGAAAACAGAUAACAGUAUUUUGUACAAAAGACUUGAAAAUAGGGGUUAUAAUGAGAAGAAACUAAAAGAUAAUGUUCAGUGUGAAAUUUUUCAAGUUCUUCAUGAAGAAGCCUUAGCAUCCUACAAGGAAGAAAUAGUGCAUCAGCUGCCGAGCAAUAAACCAGAAGAUCUAGAGGAUAAUAUCAAUCAGAUACUGAAAUGGAUUGAGCAGUGGGUCAAAGAUCACAGUUCUUAACAAGAAUGGCCACUGCACAAUCACUCUUGACAUCUCUCUGCUGAUGUCACAUGAAUUAUUCAGUUAUCAAUAAAACUUUCUCAUUGAAAUUGUGCUGUUAGACUAGCAGAUGGAUAGUAUAAAGGUUUAUGUUUGGGUUUUUUUCUCUAUGAGAAAGCUAAACUCAAAUAUAUUGAAUAAUACUAUUAAGGAUUGAGAGUUAAAACUGUAAAAGUUUAUUAAAGAAGAAAAUGAAGAUGAUCUCUUAAAAUAAAACACCGGUUAAAGAUAAA
Molecule: messenger RNA, 902 nt
Organism: Bubalus bubalis (water buffalo)
Lineage: Eukaryota; Metazoa; Chordata; Mammalia; Artiodactyla; Bovidae
Gene: AK6
Product: adenylate kinase 6
Exons: 5
Coding region: 112-630 (172 amino acids)
Cellular component (GO): nucleus; cytoplasm
Molecular function (GO): AMP kinase activity; ATP hydrolysis activity; ATP binding
Source: RefSeq, a predicted model, not a curated record